Wyeomyia smithii (pitcher-plant mosquito) is the source of this 1331-nucleotide messenger RNA. RefSeq lists its product as uncharacterized. The transcript is spliced from 3 exons. The coding region runs from base 702 to 1283 and encodes 193 amino acids. The record is from RefSeq and is a predicted model, not a curated record. Lineage: Eukaryota; Metazoa; Arthropoda; Insecta; Diptera; Culicidae.
UUCAUUAAGCUGUUGCGUUGUUUUCACCAAUUUUUAUGCAUAUUAUUUCCCUAAACCAGUGAAAACAUUCAGGUUAACGUAAAUGAACGUUGUUUUCACGUGUUCACUUGGUAAUAUUUUCUUUGUGUGUAGGGUGCACUGGGCCCUAUUGCAUAAUUGACCUAAUAAUAUUAGCUACAAGUUACAAGUUUAGAAAUUACAAGUACUAAUGUUUUGCGUUGCAUAAUAUUUAUUUUUUUGGCUAAUAAUAUUAGCACUUGUAUUAUUGGGAGCACUGGAUUUACCAAUAAUUUUGACAGCAGCUCGAAACAGAAUGAUGCGUCAAAAUAUCCGUCAACAUCAGUUUUGGCAGUUUUUUAUAGGUUACCUAUCAAACUCACGCUAGCGGAUUUACCGCGGGAUUGACACAUUAUUCUCAUCGAUCCGAGGGAUUAAGGCUCUGAUUCAGCUAAUUUAUUAUCUAUAAACAAACGAGCUUUCAUUGUGAGUAUAUUUUCGCAAAUGUCUGUAAAAAAAGUGAACAAACGUGAGGAGCAGAGAAAGUUGAAGCUUUGCAUUCUCGACACCAUUCGAGAACAAAAAAAGUGCUGUUUGGAUGGACAAGCAUUGGAGAAUAUGCUAAAUCAAUCGGUGCUCUUCCAGACGGAAAAGAACCUUUGUACAUUCGAGAUGUUUGGUGGCCAAAUGUUCGGAAACUUUCAAUGGAAAAACGAGACAAUUACAGGAAAACGGGUACUGGUGGAGGAUCGGAAUAUAAAACUAACGACAUUGACAUUCUCGUCUACGAUAUUCUUGGCAAAGAAGUUCUCGAAGGGCUAGUUAUUCCAGAAAGUAUGGAGGAAUUGGCGGAGGAAGAAUUUUUCGAAAAAGAAAAUCGAAACACAUCCAAAGUCUCCGCUACACAAUCAAUUAAAAAACCCCUUCCGAAGAAAAGAAAAAUUGAUCAUUCGAAUGGAGCAGCAGAAAAUGCAGACCUUGCUCGUCGCAAACUGCAAUUGACCAUAGAUGUUCUAGAAAGAGAACGUGAGUUGAAAUCUUUGGAAAUCGAAAAAAUGACGAACGAGAGUCAUUUAAUGAGCUUGAAAAUCUUCGGAUAUGAGCGUAGUUACGGUUUUCCAGCUUCAAAUUUCACACAAACUCUGGGAAACACUGAUCUUCGAAUUCCCCGCGAAAGCUUAGAUGAACCGAUUCAAGAAGAAUAUCUCGUGCAAAGUAUUACACCGGAUACUGAACCCGACGAUCAAAGUGAUGCAAAUAUGUAUGAUCAUGUUUUAACGAUGUAAAGGUAAUGUAAUGCGGUAACGUUCGAGCUAUACAAUAAAAUGUGCAUC